Messenger RNA from Xenopus tropicalis (tropical clawed frog), 3147 nucleotides. RefSeq names its product ELOVL fatty acid elongase 5 (gene elovl5). Gene Ontology annotation, molecular function: fatty acid elongase activity. NCBI's taxonomy places the organism in Eukaryota, Metazoa, Chordata, Amphibia, Anura, Pipidae. The transcript has 8 exons. Gene Ontology annotation, cellular component: dendrite; membrane; endoplasmic reticulum. The record is from RefSeq and is a predicted model, not a curated record. The coding region runs from base 408 to 1295 and encodes 295 amino acids. Gene Ontology annotation, biological process: fatty acid elongation, monounsaturated fatty acid; fatty acid elongation, saturated fatty acid; unsaturated fatty acid biosynthetic process.
UGGGUGAGGGAUGCAAGUGAUGCAACUCCUGUGUGACUGAGAUGAGCAAAUCAUAUUGCUCCACCACACACAAUGAAAUUAGCAGGGCAGAAUUAAAAAGCAAACACUAUACAGACAAUGCAAAUAUGAAUAAGCAAUGGGAAACACACAUAUAAGAAAUGUAUUUUUAACUGAAAGUCUGGCCUAGAAUAAGGUACCUGCAAACCCUUAUAAGUCUGUUGAGUUCUCCAACUGGGCAGCCGGUGUGGCCCUCUACAUGAGUUUUAUGCUCCACCCUUGAAUUCUAUUUACAGCUUUGUAUGCCAUCAUAAUUGUAAAUAAAUCUGGGGCACUAUCUUUCAUUCGGACAUCCUGACCACGUGUUGGUUGCUUUGACAUGUGACAGAAACAACCCUAAGGUUUUAAAAAUGGAAGUCCUGGAUAAAGCAGUAAAUGGUUAUAUUGAUCACUUGCUUGGGCCAAAAGAUCCCAGAGUAAGGGGAUGGCUUCUCCUGGAUAACUACGUUCCUACCAUUCUCUUCACUGCCCUGUAUUUAUUUAUUGUGUGGAGAGGACCCAAGUAUAUGCAAAACAGACCGCCAGUUUCAUGCAGGGGCAUUCUAGUGGUGUAUAACUUGGGGCUCACCCUUCUCUCCCUCUACAUGUUUUAUGAGCUAGUGACUGGAGUAUGGGAAGGAGGUUACAACUUCUUCUGCCAAGAUACCAACAGUGGAGGUGAUGCUGACACAAAGAUAGUUCGGGUCCUGUGGUGGUACUACUUUUCUAAACUCAUUGAAUUUAUGGACACUUUCUUCUUUAUUCUGCGGAAGAACAACCACCAGAUCACUGUCCUGCAUGUCUACCACCACGCGUCCAUGCUCAACAUAUGGUGGUUUGUCAUGAACUGGGUUCCCUGCGGGCACUCCUACUUUGGUGCUACUCUCAACAGCUUUAUUCAUGUGUUGAUGUACUCCUACUAUGGACUCUCAGCUAUUCCUGCCAUGCGCCCAUAUCUGUGGUGGAAGAAAUAUAUCACACAGUGCCAGCUGACUCAGUUUGUCCUUACUAUGACUCAGACUACCUGUGCAAUGAUUUGGCCCUGUAAAUUCCCCAUGGGCUGGCUGUAUUUCCAGAACUGUUACAUGAUCUCCCUCAUCAUCCUGUUUGGCAAUUUCUACAUAAAGACCUACAACAAGAAGACCUCUUCCCGAAGGAAAGAAUACCAGAACGGAUCAGCCAGUGCAGUGAACGGACACACAAACAGCUUUUCUUCCUUAGAGGACAAUGUGAAGCAGCGUAAACAAAGACAGGAUUGAGAACCAAACGCAAUUCACCACUUAAAUACACCAGAGAAACAACAAUGUCAAUUGCAGAGAAAUCAUCUGGGCCCUGACGCCCACACAGCUACUGUAACUUUCCCUAAUAAAAAAAUAAUGUGAUUAAUGUAGGUUUUACAGUUCCUGCCAUAAUAGAAAUGAAAUAGAGACAUUAAAAUAGGCUAUCAAAACAGCAGCAGUUAAUGUUUAGAUGAAUACCUACCAGUCGUUUUCUGUCUCUUUACCAUCAAUUCAGAGUAAAAAAAAUUGACAUUUAUGUUCAAGGUUAAAACACCGGCAAAAAUAUAUUUUUGUUUAUGGCCAAAAAGGCAUUGGUUUGCCUUUUAAUAACAUUUUUUUAUGAUUAUAUUAUGUGCAAUGUAUAUUUGAAGUAUUCUGUUUUUGUCAGUAGGAAUACUGUUUUAUUUUUAAUAGUGUGGAAUCCCCAGUGAUAACCCAAGGGAUAUUACUUUCUGAAAGCAACUGAUUACCAUUAAUCAAGGAGUUCUUGUGAAUAGAUAUGGCCACUACGCAGGAAGCCAGCCAAUGCUACAUUGUGUGCAUGCAGAAGGGAUAGGUGUGCCCAUGCAGCAACAAGUUGUUACUUGUUUUGCCUGAUAGGUCUGACCAUGAAAAAAGUUUCUGGAGGAUUUGGAAAGUAAUAUACCAUUUACAUGUUGCAAGAAAUAGUAAUACAACUGCAAUGCAGGUAAUUAACAUAUGUCACAUGUCUAAAACUAAUUCUUUUAUGAGCUUCCUAAACAUUAACUGUUGCUUAAUCCCCCUUGGUGCCAGACAGGUCAGCAACGUGUAACACUGCAGCACCUCCUGACGCUGAAUAGGUCAAUGGUCCAGUGAUAUUUUAGUUCACGUUGCUCAUGCUGUAGACUGUGGAAGAAAAGUAUUAUUCUAGUUUAUAACACUGCUGUUGCCUUACUAGUUCAUAUUAUAGGUGCUGAAUAGCAAUUUAUGGUUUUCAACAACUGUAAUUUAUUUUCUAAUGCAGGGUUUAUCCAUCCGGCUGUAGCUGACAUCUGUAUAGUAUCAUUUCACUUAUUAAAGAAACAUGCCUUAAUAAUUCGAUAUGUAACAAGCAGGAGCCAAAUUUUCAUACAGGUUGGAAGGUAUCAUUGGACAGCACAACCUGAGGGCAGAUUUUCACUAUGACUGUUAAUGGUCCUGCAGGUAAAAGCAUUUGUUUUGUAAAAAUGUUGGUGCAUAAUUUAUCCGCCAAUGUUGGGAUUAACUUGAAACCUUCUCCUUAGGAUAUCUGACUUUUCUGUAUUGUCCAUAGUGUAUCUGUUAAAUGAUUGUUAGUGACUUGCACUCAAGCGAAGCUUAUAGCCUGCAACAUACAGGUAAAUUCAUCAAUGCGCACAAGGGCAUAGCAACAUGAGCCAAAAGUUAACAGUCGCAUUAUGGUUUGUUCUGUUUUACCUGCGCUGGACUGUCAUGCCACCAAAUCAGCAAGAGAAUCAAGCAGUGGAGGUGGGCAGAACAUCUAUAAUAAGCACUACUGCCCUCUCAAGAUUACUGAAGGUCCUGUAUCAUCCCCUGUGAAGACAUUAUCUUGGUUCUCAUUCCCAGCUGUAUAUGACAUCAGAUGUUGGUCUUUGUACAGUGAAUAGUGAGUUUUGAGCAUUUUUUUAAAUGAUCAAUAUUACGUUGACUGCAGGAAAGGAUAAUGACAUACUUCAGAACCACGUCACAAUCCUUGCCUUGAGUCUGUUUAACAAGCCAAGGGAGAAGCAUAUGUGUUUCUGUUUUCCUCUUGAGUUGCCACUGGCAAAACCAUUUACAUUGCACAUAGAAAAUGUGUCUGUUAAUAUAUUAAAAACUAAAAAUUACAGUA